AUGUUCACUCCAGCAAGGCGGCGCUGUGUCAGCGCGAUAAAGAACACACGUUCCUCCGAAAUCUCGAUCCCUGGAUUCCUCCUCCCGGCCUUCCAACAGCAAUCUUCGUCCUUUUCCACAUCGUCGCCAUGCCACUCGAAGAUUGGUAGCGCGCCGCUAUCAUUGCCCCCGGAUGUCAACUUCAACAUUGUCGCAGCUCCUGUGCAGAAGAAUGGUGCUAGAGUCAGCCGUACGCAAGAAGGCGCCACCAUUCACAUUGAGGGUCCCCUCGGAAAGCUGUCGAUGCCCAUUCCCGCAUACAUGAACAUUGUCUCGGAUGAAGCGAAGCGCACAUACAGCUUGAGAAUUCUGGACCAAGAAGAGAGAAAACAAAGGGAGAUGUGGGGAACCUGCCGCGCCUAUUUACAAAAUCACAUCCUAGGCGUCAGCGAAGGUCACUCUGCCAUCCUGCGUCUCGUUGGUGUCGGUUACCGUGCAACAGUCGAGAAGACCGCCGUCACAAAACAGCCCGAGUACCCUGGUCAGGAGUUCGUGUCCCUCAAGGUCGGCUAUUCACAUCCCAUCGAGCUUGGCGUUCCUGUGGGUGUGAAGGCCAGCACUCCUCAACCCACGCGUAUUCUGCUCGAAGGUGUUGAGAAGGAGGUCGUCAAGCAGUUCGCUGCAGAGAUCCGUGCGUGGAGAGUACCUGAGCCCUACAAGGGCAAGGGUAUCUUUGUCAACGAUGAAACCAUCAAGUUGAAGGCCAAGAAGAUCAAAUAG
Aureobasidium pullulans EXF-150 is the source of this 759-nucleotide messenger RNA. RefSeq names its product 60S ribosomal protein-like protein L6. Gene Ontology annotation, cellular component: ribosome; mitochondrial large ribosomal subunit. Gene Ontology annotation, molecular function: structural constituent of ribosome; rRNA binding. The transcript has 2 exons. Gene Ontology annotation, biological process: translation. Bases 1 to 759 code for a protein of 252 amino acids. The record is from RefSeq and is a predicted model, not a curated record. NCBI's taxonomy places the organism in Eukaryota, Fungi, Ascomycota, Dothideomycetes, Dothideales, Saccotheciaceae.